Molecule: messenger RNA, 3980 nt
Organism: Opisthorchis viverrini
Lineage: Eukaryota; Metazoa; Platyhelminthes; Trematoda; Opisthorchiida; Opisthorchiidae
Exons: 19
Coding region: 83-3664 (1193 amino acids)
Biological process (GO): transmembrane transport
Cellular component (GO): membrane
Molecular function (GO): ATP binding; ATP hydrolysis activity; ABC-type transporter activity
Source: RefSeq, a predicted model, not a curated record
AUAUGCUACCACUUUUGAACGAGUGAUACUUAUCAUCGGUUUGCUGUGUGCAUCGAUUGUGGGGCUUUCGAGUCCGAUCGCCAUGCUUAUUUUCCGAGAAAUCAUCAACAAUAUAACCCCGUCGACAUUCUCAUUCAGCGUGAUUAAGCAGUAUCUUUUUUAUUACGUUAUCAUGGCGGAAGUUCUUUUCAUACUGUGCGUCACGCAAGUUGGAUUUGUGAGCAUAUCCGCAAAGCGACAGACACGUAGGAUACGUUCGCUCUUUUUCAAGGCGAUCAACCGUCAAGACGUAGCCUGGCACGACGAAAAUGCUGCGGGUUCUCUUUUGAGCAAGCUUACCGAUAAUAUAUUCAACAUCGAACAGGGUAUGGGCACCAAACUGGGCGAGUUCGUUCAACACAUGUCUGGUUUUCUCGGUGGUAUUGUCAUCGCCUACUAUGUCAACUACAAACUGGCUCUUGUAGCCACUGCCAUGUUACCCCUCGUUGUGGCUGGAUUUGGUUCUUUCGGAGUACUGGGGAAGGCGUUUAUGAAACGAGAAAUGGAAGCCUACUCAAAGGCAAGCGCAAUAGCAGGGGAGGUGCUGUCGUCCAUCCGAACCGUGAUGGCCUUUGGAGGAGAGAAACGCGAGGUGAAGCGUUAUGUGGCAGAGUUAUCUUCCGUAGAGUCAGUCGGCAUCAAAAAAGCAUUGGCGUUUGGAGGAGCCAGUGGACUUAUCGCAAGUUCAAUAUAUCUUUCUGCCGCCUUAGUAUUUUGGUAUGGCGUAACUCUGAUGUUGGAUGGCUUGGAUCCAGGUGCAGUGGUCACGGUGUUCAGCUGCAUCAUACUUGGCAGUAUAUUUAUGGGUUCGGCCUUUAUGACCUUCCCAAAUAUUAUACACGCUCUAGCUGCCGCUCAGGAUGUGUAUGGAACAAUCGAAAGAAUCCCGAAAAUCGAUAAGGACCGAGGAGGAUUACGACUGCCAAACUUCACCGGAAAUAUCACUUUUCAGAAUGUAGAUUUUGCCUACCCAACAAGACCAGAAGUAACUGUUUUAAGGAAUUUCAGUUUGCAUUUGAAAAGCGGUCAGACGAUUGCGUUGGUCGGACCAAGUGGGUCGGGUAAAAGUACAGUUGUGCAGCUGAUCCAGCGCUUCUAUGAUCCAGCAGCAGGCAAGGUGCUGAUAGAGGAUGUGGAGUUGUCACUGUUGGACUUGAAACAUUUUCGCUCAAUGAUCGGCUGCGUUCAGCAAGAACCGGUGCUGUUUGAUGGAACCAUUUUUGACAAUAUACGUAUGGGCAAGUUGGACGCAACAGCUGAAGAAAUAAUCGAGGCGGCCAAGCUAGCGAACGCGCACGAUUUCAUUUGUACACUACCGGAGGGUUACGAAACACGGAUCGGCGAAGCAGGCGGUGGACUUUCGGGAGGACAAAAGCAACGAAUCGCUAUUGCUCGGGCAAUAGUGCGGCAGCCACGACUGUUAUUGUUGGAUGAGGCAACCUCUUCUUUGGACACACGGUCAGAACGUGCUGUCCAGGAAGCAUUGGAGCGGGCGGCUUCGGGGCGCACGGUGCUGAUUGUGGCACACCGACUCACAACUGUGCGUCAUGCUGAUCUAAUCAUGGUGUUGAGUGAAGGAGAAAUAAGAGAGGUUGGAACGCACAAACAACUCAUGAAAGCAAACGGGCUAUACGCUGCGAUGGUUCAAAGUCAGGCUGGAGAUCAGUUUGAAGGAGGAACUAACGGAUCACAUAUUCCGGAUGGCCUGGGACAUACUGAACUCAACUCACAUAGAGUUCAGGACUCGGAGGUGAAAAGGAGAGUCUCGAUUAUGGAGGAAGCUGAUGCUGUAUCGGACACUAGUUCAAUUAUGGCAAAGGAAGAUAAUGCUGUGGGUUCGCCGUCCACGGGAAUAUCCAAAAAAAGGAGCAAUAACCCUACGUUGCGCCUAAUAAAGAUGAAUCGUCCGGAAGCAGUCUCUCUUACACUGGGAUUUCUAUUUGCCAUCCUGUCGUCCUUAGCGUUUCCCGUUUUCGCGAUUCUCUACUCUGAGGUGUACGACAUCAUAACCAAACCCUCUGGAGAGAGUUCGAUGAAGGCUCGCAUCGCUGUGAUAAGUGCAUCAAUGGCAGGUGUUGGCUUGGCUCAGUUGCUUAUUGGGAUCGGACAAGGAUACUUCUUUGGCGUUGCUGGGGAGCGACUGAUCAAGCGCAUUCGUGGUCUCUUGUUUGAGUCAAUUCUACAACAGGAAGUCGCCUGGUUUGACAGCCGAGAACACCAGCCAGGUUAUCUAACGGCCCUGCUUGCAACGGAGGCGACUAAAGUCUCGAAAUUCACUGGAGCUCGAUUGAGCUCAGUGCUUGAGGCCAUCCUGAUCAUAACGUUAUCGCUAGCUGUUGCACUCUAUUACAACUGGCAAGUCACUCUCGUGAUGCUGUCAUUCUUUCCUAUGCUUGCAGCUGGAAAUGCGCUCCAAACCAAAAUGUUCGGCCAGGCAAAGGAUACGUUUCAAGAUUCCAAAGCUAUCCAGAUUGCACAAGAAGCAUUCAAAGGCAAUCGAACGGUAACGAGUUUCGCGCUCGAGGAUUUCUACAACGAUCAAUUUGUUAAGUCUUCGAGAAGCUAUCUCAGGCAGCAGUCGAACCAGGCCAUGAUGCAGGCAAUCCUGUGUGCCCUUUCGCUUACAAUUCCCGCGCUCUCGAUUUGUGCCACAUUUGGAUUGGGAGCUUACCUGAUCGACCAGAAGAAGUCGGAUGUGGUGUCGCUUUUCAGGGCAUUUUUAGUCAUCAACUUUGCGUCUCAAGCCAUUGGACGACUGGGUUUCACAGCUACGGAUGCGAAACAAGUCAGUGAAGCUGUGGAAAAGAUACUACACAUUGUGGAUCGCGUUCCAAGGAUUAUCCUCAAUGCUGGGGAUAUACCACUAUCUCCAUUCAAGGGGAGAGUGCAAUUCAGGCGCCUUCACUUUCGCUAUCCUACAAGACCGGAAGUCAAAAUAUUAACGAGCUUCUCACAUGAUGUUGAACAAGGAAAGAAGGUAGCCCUGGUAGGCCAAUCCGGUUGUGGUAAAUCAACUCUGCUGCAAUUGGUUCAACGAUUCUACGAGCCAGAUGACCAUGGUCCGAAUUCAGGAAUAUUCUUCGACGGAAUGAACAUCAGGGACUUGGCGCCAUGCUGGAUCAGACAGCAGAUUGCCAUUGUAUCGCAAGAACCCACUUUGUUCAAUAUGAGUAUACGGGAGAACAUUGCCUAUGGGGAUAAUACGAGGAUAGUCUCAAUGGAUGAGAUUAUCGAAGCUGCUAGGACGGCCAAUAUUCACGAGUUUAUCAUGUCUCUGCCUGAGGGAUAUGAAACACUUGCCGGAGAAGGGGGUUCGCAGCUUUCCGGUGGUCAGAAGCAACGCAUAGCGAUUGCCAGGGCACUGAUUCGACGACCGGUACUUUUACUCCUCGACGAAGCAACAUCAGCUUUGGACACUGAAAAUGAGCGCCUCGUACAAGAAGCACUGGACGCUGCGAUGGAGAAUCGGACUUCAAUUGUGGUGGCACAUCGUUUGACUACUGUGGAGAACACGGAUGAGAUUGUUGUGAUUGAAAACGGGAGGAAGAUAGAAUGCGGAUCACCGGAUGAGCUUUUGGCUGCAAAGGGGGCUUUCCAUGCCCUACAUCACGCAGAAGCAAGCUGAAGCAAGAAACGAAAACGUAUUCCACUUCCUUUCAUUUGGUUGCCAAUGACUUUGAUCCUUUCAUGUUUUUCCCCUUGAGGAAUCAAACCAAAAACGAUCGUCCCAAACAUACAGCCACACUCUAUGAUUAACACUUUUUGUCUACUGCUGAAUAGGAGCAGGUUGAGCGUUGAUCGAGCUUCACAACCCAUAUGGUCCAUUGAAACCAGUAGUAUUCACAUAGCUCGUUAUUAUGAACAAUGCUCCGGAAAGAUAUUAUGGUUGUGGACGGUAAUCACAAGUGUUUGGCUGUUGAUUUCUACUGAGAAGAAUGUUG